AUCCUCAUCGCUCCAGACUCGCCACCCAGACAGGGGAAGCGAGAAGAUGGGGCCAGUCGCCUACUUCAGCCUCUGCCUCCUCGGCUGCCUGAUCUUUAGCUCCUCGCUGGCAGGGGCACGAGAUGUGACCUGUCCCGAGGGCUGGCUGCUCUUCCAAGGCAACUGCUAUGGAUACUUCUUCCAAGAGAAAACCUGGAUAGAGGCUGAGGUUGAGUGCCGGCACCAUGGGAACGGGGCCCAUCUCGUCUCCAUUCACAGUAUGGGAGAAAAUAAUGUGUUGGCCCUUUAUGUCAAGCGGUACCACAGAAAGAACAGUCCCGUCUGGAUCGGACUCUUGGAUCUUGAGCUGAAUCAAAGCUGGAGAUGGGCCGAUAAAUCCCUGGUCAGCUUCAGUGCUUGGGAUAACGGGCAACCUGAUAAUCAGAACCUAAACGAGGCCUGUGUAGUGUUAGAAAGGCCAGGUUUUCAGAAAUGGCACGAUUAUCCCUGUGAACAAAGAUACCCUUUCAUUUGUAAGCGCAAACCCUAAAGGCAGCUCACCUGCACCUGGGGGCUCUGAACACCUGGGCUGUGAGUGAAUCGGGUCCCUCCGGCUCCCCUGUCAGCUGUCCCAGAUCCUGUAUCGCCCAGCUGCAAAGCCCCUUCGGCAAAGCACCGCUGUGUUACGCUGUGUCACUCCCGCUCUGCUGUGCCCCCUUCUCUCCCUGUCGCACCCACGCUCUGCUCUUCUCAGCGAUCUCAGCACAGUGACGUGAAAAUAAACUUUCCCUGGAGCAUUCA
Messenger RNA from Chelonia mydas (Green sea turtle), 780 nucleotides. RefSeq names its product C-type lectin-like. The record is from RefSeq and is a predicted model, not a curated record. Lineage: Eukaryota; Metazoa; Chordata; Testudines; Cheloniidae. Gene Ontology annotation, molecular function: signaling receptor activity. The transcript is spliced from 6 exons. The coding region runs from base 47 to 529 and encodes 160 amino acids.